GGAGUGCCAUGCUGUUUGGCCUCUUGCCGGGGAGUUGAUAAUCAGGCAGGGAGAGGAGGCUGGGGAACCACACUUGCCCUGCUUGCUCACCUACUGUCAUCUGAUUUCAAGGGCGCCCUGUGUGUGCUGGGGGGAGGUAGAGAUGGCAGAUUACCUGAUCAGCGGGGGGACCUGCUAUGUGCCGGAUGAUGGGCUCUCAGCUCAGCAGCUCUUCGGAGCCGGAGAAGGGCUCACCUACAAUGACUUUCUCAUUCUCCCUGGGUACAUUGACUUCACAGCCGAUCAAGUGGACCUCACCUCGGCUCUCACCAAGAAAAUAACCUUAAAGACACCCAUGGUUUCCUCACCGAUGGAUACAGUAACGGAAGCUAAUAUGGCCAUCGCUAUGGCGCUAACAGGAGGCAUUGGAAUUGUACACCAUAACUGCACACCAGAAUUCCAAGCAAACGAAGUUCGCAAAGUAAAAAAAUAUGAGCAGGGUUUCAUCACAGAUCCUGUUGUGUUGAGUCCCAAACACAGAGUGCGAGAUGUAUUUGAGGCAAAAGCCCGGCAUGGCUUCUGUGGAAUACCAAUCACAGACAAUGGGAAGAUGGGCAGCAAACUGGUAGGAAUAAUCUCAUCCAGAGACAUAGAUUUUCUGACGGCAGAGGAGCACGAUUCAGCUCUUAGUGAGAUUAUGACAAAACGGGAAGAUCUCGUUGUUGCUCCCGCUGGAGUUACCUUAAAAGAAGCCAAUGAAAUCUUACAAAGGAGUAAAAAAGGUAAGCUACCUAUUGUUAAUGAGGAUGAUGAACUGGUCUCAAUUAUUGCUCGUACUGACCUGAAGAAAAACAGAGAUUACCCACUCGCCUCCAAAGAUUCAAAGAAACAACUGCUGUGUGGUGCGGCCAUCGGUACACACGAAGAUGAUAAAUACCGGCUGGAUCUCUUGGUGCAAGCUGGGGUAGACGCCGUUGUCCUUGAUUCUUCACAAGGAAACUCAAUUUACCAGAUAAAUAUGAUAAAGUACAUUAAGGAGAAAUACCUGGACAUGCAGGUCAUUGCUGGAAAUGUGGUGACGGCUGCCCAAGCGAAGAAUUUAAUUGAUGCUGGAGCAGACGCCUUAAGAGUGGGAAUGGGAAGCGGCUCAAUUUGUAUCACACAAGAAGCUGCACCAACGAUCCCUCCAGACCUAAAGUCUCACAGCCCCAAAUGCCCUUCUAGUGUGACAGGCACUUAUAUGCUGGCGUGCGGUAGGCCUCAGGCCACAGCAGUAUACAAAGUUUCUGAGUAUGCAAGGAGGUUCGGCGUCCCUGUAAUAGCAGAUGGCGGUAUUCAGUCUGUUGGGCACAUUGCUAAGGCUCUAUCCCUUGGAGCAUCUACAGUCAUGAUGGGGUCACUGUUAGCUGCCACCAGUGAGGCCCCUGGUGAAUUCUUCUUCUCUGAUGGCAUACGGCUAAAGAAGUAUCGUGGCAUGGGAUCGCUGGAUGCCAUGGACAAAAACUCAAGCAGCCAGAAGCGAUACUUCAGUGAAGCUGAUAAAAUUAAAGUGGCUCAGGGUGUCUCUGGGGCUGUCCAAGACAAGGGAUCCAUUCACAAGUUUGUUCCAUAUUUAAUUGCUGGAAUCCAGCACUCCUGCCAGGAUAUCGGUUCAAAGAGCUUAACACAAGUCCGAGCAAUGAUGUACUCUGGUGAACUUAAAUUUGAGAAAAGAACAAUGUCUGCACAGGUGGAAGGAGGAGUGCACGGACUUCAUUCGUAUGAGAAGAGACUGUUCUAAAGACAUUAAAAUGUGACAAUUUCUUCACCUGAUGCCAGCUACGACCUACAGCGCAUGAAUGUCUCAGCUACUUUCACUGCAUGCCUUCAACAGCGAGUGUUUCUGAUACAGCACUUGCUCGACCUCACUGAAAGGAAUUCUGGCUACUGCAGGGGCUAUAAGAUGAAAGGCUACUAUUACGUACUGUACAGGGGUUUGAAAUAAAACUCUGAAACAUCUCA
This is a messenger RNA of Pelobates fuscus (common spadefoot toad), 1980 nucleotides long. RefSeq names its product inosine monophosphate dehydrogenase 2 (gene IMPDH2). The transcript is spliced from 15 exons. Gene Ontology annotation, cellular component: cytoplasm. The record is from RefSeq and is a predicted model, not a curated record. Gene Ontology annotation, biological process: GTP biosynthetic process. Lineage: Eukaryota; Metazoa; Chordata; Amphibia; Anura; Pelobatidae. Bases 143 to 1759 code for a protein of 538 amino acids. Gene Ontology annotation, molecular function: IMP dehydrogenase activity.